GGGCUUUUUUCAGCUCUGUGACUGGCGGGACUGCCUGUUUUUGUCUCUUUCCAGGAUACCCCAAUAAGGACUGACCCCCUUUUUUCUCGCAGUGUGUGUCUCCAAAGAUAAGAGUAUAUGUAUGUGUCUUGCCAUGUCCUAUCCUCAGGGCUACUUAUACCAACCAUCUGCUUCUUUGGCUCUAUACUCCUGCCCUGCUUACAGUACCAGUGUCAUCUCUGGACCCAGGACCGAUGAGCUUGGAAGGUCUUCCUCUGGCUCUGCCUUCUCCCCUUAUGCUGGAUCUACAGCUUUUACAGCUAGUUCUGCUGGCUUCAACUCCCCCCUACAGUACAGUGGGGAUCCAGCUGCUGCAUUCACUUCCUAUGUGGGCUCACCUUAUGACCACAGUACAGGCAUGGCUGGAUCAUUAGGGUAUCACCCCUAUGCUGCCCCCUUGGGAUCUUAUCCUUAUGGAGACCCUGCAUAUAGAAAAAAUGCUACCAGAGAUGCCACUGCAACUUUGAAGGCCUGGCUCAAUGAGCACAGGAAGAAUCCUUACCCCACCAAAGGCGAGAAAAUUAUGUUGGCAAUCAUCACCAAGAUGACUCUCACCCAGGUUUCCACAUGGUUUGCAAAUGCAAGACGAAGGCUGAAAAAGGAGAAUAAAAUGACUUGGACCCCUAGGAACAGGAGCGAGGAUGAGGAGGAUGAGGAGAACAUUGAUCUAGAGAAAAAUGACGAAGAUGACACACAAAAAUUAGAAGAAAAUAGGGAUCCGGAUGGGGAUACAGGAAAAAGGAGUCCAGGCCUGGAGGAGUCUGAUCGUUUAGAAGGCAACUCACUACAGGGAAAAGAAACUGACCCCAUCAGAAGUGAAUCUGAAUUAAAUGAUAUAGAAGACAGAACAGAUCUCAUCUCUAAAGUCAAUGCUCCAUCUUCUCCAUCUCUGUGUCAAACUGUACAGACUCCAAAGGCAUCAGAGGAGGAAAGUUUACACCAUCAUCAUCAUCAUCAUCACAACCAUCAUCCCAAAGUUCAGCAACUUAAUCACCAACACCACCAAGUGCAUCCCAUCGACCUGGCUCAUAGGAGUACCCAAAUUCAGCAUGGUACACUAACAAGCAAUGCCACCUCAGUUAUCCAUUCUCCCCCAGCCGCCACUUCUAAGCCAAAGCUGUGGUCCUUGGCAGAGAUAGCCACCUCUUCGGACAAGAGUAAAGAAAGCAAUUCUCCUGGGCCAGGCUCAACUUCAUCCCAGUCAGUGGUUGGCAGUACUUCUUCACCAUCCAGAUCUCCUUCUACACCAUGCCACUUCCCCGCCAACCCUGUAUUAUCCCGACCCCUGUAUUACAGUACACCAUUUUACCCUGGUUAUACGAACUAUGGCUCUUUUGGUCACCUUCACAGUCACCAUGGACCCAGUACAACUUCACCAGCCAACAGCACUCCACAUUUCAAUGGAUUAACGCAGACUGUCCUAAACAGAGCUGAGGCUUUGGCCAAAGAGUGCAGACUUAGAAGCCAGUCUCAAGUAGACCUUAGCAAAGAGACUUCUUAUGAAAUGAAGAAAGGUAUGUCCAGCAUUUAAUUAUGGCUUCUUCUGCAAGCAUUGGACAUAUUUUUUUUUAAUUUAUUAUUGAUAUAAAGCCUGGGCGAUUUAUCAGUCCACCACCAAGAGAAUAAAUUAGUACAAAAUUAACAAUACAGAUUACUUUUGUCCCUUCCUUUAACAGUUUGACUGGUCUAACUGAUGUCUUAAACACUCCUGUAAGAAAAUACAAGAUUUGUAUCUGUAUAUUUAAUGUAGCAAUUUUGUAUUUAAAUGGAUCGUUAAUAUCUUUGAAGUAAAUUAUAAAAUCAAGGCAGCUGUACAGUGAGUUAUGUUGGUCUUUGGUCAAUAUAAAUAUAUGCAUUUCCUUUUUUUUUUAAUUGUUUGAAAAAAUACAAGAUUAAUCUUUAAGUGUU
This is a messenger RNA of Spea bombifrons (plains spadefoot toad), 1947 nucleotides long. It is a transcript of the gene IRX5, whose product is annotated as iroquois homeobox 5. Gene Ontology annotation, cellular component: nucleus. Lineage: Eukaryota; Metazoa; Chordata; Amphibia; Anura; Pelobatidae. Gene Ontology annotation, molecular function: RNA polymerase II cis-regulatory region sequence-specific DNA binding; DNA-binding transcription factor activity, RNA polymerase II-specific. Gene Ontology annotation, biological process: neuron differentiation; regulation of transcription by RNA polymerase II; cell development. The record is from RefSeq and is a predicted model, not a curated record. The coding region runs from base 122 to 1570 and encodes 482 amino acids. The transcript has 3 exons.